Molecule: messenger RNA, 2512 nt
Organism: Drosophila yakuba
Lineage: Eukaryota; Metazoa; Arthropoda; Insecta; Diptera; Drosophilidae
Gene: Dhx15
Product: putative pre-mRNA-splicing factor ATP-dependent RNA helicase PRP1
Exons: 7
Coding region: 107-2296 (729 amino acids)
Cellular component (GO): spliceosomal complex; intracellular anatomical structure
Molecular function (GO): RNA binding; RNA helicase activity; ATP binding
Source: RefSeq, a predicted model, not a curated record
UCAUUCAGCAUGGUUGGUAUGUUAAAAGGUCUCACUGAGCGCGUGUUUUUUUUUGUGCUAAACGCUUCGUUUUGAGAAUUAAGUCCAGUAAUCAGCAUAAAACAGCAUGUCCAAGCGUCGAAUUGAAGUAGGGGAGACCUACGGCAGCAAGGCGAAGAAGGAGACAGAGGCGUCCUCCUCGUCGGCGGCAGCCGCUGCCGGCACAGUGGCCCAGAUCCUGGGCGGAUUUGUGCCCAACAAGCAGCCGCCCACGAUGAACCCACUGACCAACACGCCGUAUUCGCAACGGUACCAGAAUCUCUACAAGAAGCGCAUUGCGCUGCCCGUAUUUGAGUACCAGGCGGACUUCAUGCGGCUGCUCAGCCAGCACCAAUGCAUUGUGCUGGUGGGCGAGACAGGCUCCGGCAAGACGACCCAGAUCCCGCAGUGGUGUGUGGACUUUGCAGUGUCCAAGGGGCGCAAAGGCGUUUCCUGCACCCAGCCACGUCGAGUUGCCGCCAUGUCCGUGGCCCAGCGCGUUUCGGAGGAGAUGGACGUUAAACUGGGCGAAGAGGUCGGGUACUCCAUUCGUUUCGAGGACUGCUCCACGGCCAAGACGCUGCUCAAGUACAUGACCGACGGUAUGUUGUUGCGCGAGGCCAUGUCUGAUCCUAUGUUGGAGCAGUACCAGGUCAUCCUGCUCGACGAGGCUCACGAGCGGACCCUGGCCACGGACAUCCUCAUGGGCGUGCUCAAGGAAGUCAUCCGUCAGCGCAACGACCUUAAGCUGGUGGUCAUGUCCGCCACACUGGACGCCGGCAAGUUCCAGCAGUAUUUUGACAACGCACCGCUCAUGAAUGUGCCCGGUCGCACACAUCCCGUGGAGAUCUUCUACACACCCGAACCAGAAAGGGAUUACCUAGAGGCUGCCAUUCGUACGGUCAUUCAGAUACACAUGUGUGAGGAAAUCGAGGGUGAUAUCCUUAUGUUCCUCACGGGACAGGAAGAGAUUGAGGAGGCGUGCAAGCGCAUCAAGCGCGAGAUCGACAAUUUGGGCUCUGAAAUUGGAGAGCUAAAAUGCAUUCCCUUGUACUCCACGUUGCCGCCCAAUUUGCAACAGCGCAUUUUUGAGGCGGCCCCACCGCCAAAUGCCAAUGGCGCGAUAGGACGCAAGGUGGUGGUGUCCACCAACAUCGCCGAAACCUCGCUGACCAUUGACGGAGUGGUGUUCGUGAUCGAUCCAGGCUUCGCCAAGCAAAAAGUGUACAAUCCUCGCAUUCGAGUGGAGAGUCUUCUCGUCUCCCCCAUUUCGAAAGCGUCUGCACAGCAGAGAGCCGGUCGUGCUGGACGUACGCGUCCUGGAAAGUGUUUCCGUCUGUACACGGAAAAGGCGUUUAAGAACGAGAUGCAGGACAACACCUACCCAGAAAUCCUGCGCUCCAAUUUGGGCACUGUGGUUCUGCAGCUCAAGAAGUUGGGAAUCGACGACCUGGUUCAUUUUGAUUUCAUGGACCCCCCUGCUCCAGAGACCCUGAUGCGUGCCCUGGAGCUGCUCAAUUAUCUGGCCGCCCUGGAUGAUGACGGCAAUCUUACGGACCUGGGCGCCGUUAUGUCCGAGUUUCCCUUGGAUCCGCAGCUGGCCAAGAUGCUGAUCGCCAGCUGCCAACACAACUGCUCCAAUGAAAUACUUUCCAUAACGGCCAUGUUGUCGGUCCCACAAUGCUUCGUUCGUCCCAACGAGGCAAAGAAAGCUGCCGACGAGGCCAAGAUGCGAUUCGCCCAUAUAGACGGAGACCACCUGACCUUGCUGAAUGUCUAUCACGCCUUUAAGCAGAGCAGUGAGGAUCCAAAUUGGUGCUAUGAGAACUUCAUAAACUUCCGAUCGCUGAAGAGUGCAGAUAACGUGCGCCAGCAGCUGGCUAGGAUCAUGGACCGCUUCAACUUGCGGCGCACGAGCACGGAAUUCACAUCAAAGGACUACUACGUAAACAUACGCAAGGCCCUCGUGCAGGGCUUCUUCAUGCAGGUGGCUCACCUGGAGCGCACUGGUUACUAUCUGACCAUCAAAGACAACCAGAACGUGCAGCUGCAUCCGUCGACGUGUCUCGACCACAAGCCCGAUUGGGUCAUCUACAAUGAGUUUGUGCUGACCACAAAGAACUACAUUCGCACUGUGACAGAUGUAAAACCUGAAUGGUUGUUCUCCCUGGCGCCUCAAUAUUAUGACUUGAAUAACUUCCCUCAGUGCGAGGCGAAACGACAGCUGGAGUUGCUACAGCAGCGGAUGGAGACCAAGCAAUACCAGAAGGGUUUUUAAGUCCCCAGAGUAUGGGUAGUUGUAAUAUGAGGAAGGGAUCAUGGAUGAUGAUAUGAGUGUGUGAAUUUUAGCAAGUUCUAAGAAAAAUAACCCGUUUGCUUUUUAUUGUUUGCUAACCUAAUUCAAGCACAUAGACACUUUAACAGAUCAUGAUAUCCAAGAACUCCGUUUAGUUAAUAGUGUUAAUAAAAAAGCCACUUUUUGUAUAUCUAAAAA